GUUAACCUAACUUAUAAUCUUUGCUUUCGAAUUCUAACCUCACAUUUACUGUUUACUUUUACUUCAAUAUAUUUUUAAGGAUGUCUAAAAAAUGCUACUUACAAUGCCUCUUGAACGAAACAAAGAAAAUAAUAAUGCCAGAAAAUGAAACCGUAAUACUAGGGAGAAAUCCAGUCACAGCUGUAGAAGAUUUACAUUUAUCCAGGAAACAUCUUGAAUGUAAGGCUGAAUUUAACCCCAACAAACUCAUGGUAAAGACCAUUGGAAAGUGCUAUUCUGGCUGUAACGGCUACGCAUUAAUGCUAAACGAAACUUACACCUUAAGACAUGGCGAUGUUUUAGAACUGAGAUUAGGAUACCAUAAAUUCAAAGUGGUAUUCGAAACACCCGAUAUGAAAAAUGAUGAACCGUCCAAUAAAAAGCCUAAAUUUCCCAUAUUCAAUAUGCAAAAACAUAAAACGGUUUCGAGCUCGAGUCUGUCUAACAUCAGUGGUAAAUGGGAGUGUAUAGACGAUACUGAAUUGUUAGUUUUCACACCUGAAGAUUGUCCUCCACAACCCAAAGUAGCUUCAUUUGAUAUAGACGGAACAAUCAUAAAAACCAAGUCGGGCCUCAGGUUUCCUAAAGAUAAGGACGAUUGGGAGAUGAACAUGAACGUAGUGCCAAAAACUCUUAAAGAACUGUAUGAGAAACAGUAUAAAAUUGCAUUUUUCACCAACCAGUCCGGUGUAGGGAAAGACAGUGAUAAAAUAAGAGAUUUCAAGUACAAAAUCGAGAAAAUAAUCUGUGCCCUAUCGAUACCAGUGCAAGUUUUCGUGGCCCUAGGAAAAGGUAUAUACCGUAAACCUUCAAUCGGAAUGUGGAAUAUACUAUCGGACUUAAAGAACGGAAACGUUGGAAUAGACAUGGAAAAAUCUUUUUACGUCGGCGACGCGGCAGGAAGGGAGAAAGAUUGGGCUCCGAAAAGGAAGAAAGAUCACUCCAGCGCCGACAGACUCUUCGCCCUGAAUUUAGGCCUGAAAUUUUACACCCCCGAGGAAUAUUUCUUGAAAUCCUCCCCGAACCCAUUCAAAAUGCCACUUUUCGACCCGCGCAACCUGAAAAUCGUCGAAUACCCCGAUUAUAGCAAAAAAAGUCACGACAUCAUCCUCAUGGUGGGUAGUCAAGGAUCCGGCAAGAGUCAUUUUUGCAAAACCGAACUGAUGCCGAAAAACUACGUUCACAUCAACCGUGACACGCUCAAAUCUUGGGAAAAAUGCGUUCUUAUGCUCGAACAAUGCAUUAGCAAGGGAAAAAACGCGGUCGUGGAUAACACCCAUCCGGAUAAAGCGAGUAGGAAGAAGUACAUCGAUAUAGCCAAGAAACACAACGUACAGUGCAGAUGUUUCGUCAUGUCGACAACCUUCGAACACUGCAGGCAUAACAAUAAGUUUCGAGGACUAACGGAUAGAUCCCACGAGGUAAUCGGAGAUAUGCUGUUGUAUUCUUACAGGAAAAAGUUCGAGGCUCCUGAUUUAUCAGAGGGAUUCUCCGAGAUCCUCAAUAUACCUUUUAAACCGCACUUUGAAUCAGAAAAUAGUGAAAGAUUAUAUAGGAUGUUCCUAUUGGAAUCGUGAUAUUUGUAUAUGUGUUGAGUGAAAUCGAGAUCUGAUUGAUUUGGUGAUAAUUGUGGAGUUAUUUUAUACAGAAAUGAUGUAUCUUAUUUAUUUUAAACUACCUAAUAUUCUUGGAAAUACAUGAAGAAUCUCAAAAACCUUUUAAAA
This is a messenger RNA of Coccinella septempunctata (seven-spotted ladybird), 1763 nucleotides long. RefSeq lists its product as uncharacterized. Gene Ontology annotation, biological process: DNA repair. Gene Ontology annotation, molecular function: protein binding; polynucleotide 3'-phosphatase activity; ATP-dependent polydeoxyribonucleotide 5'-hydroxyl-kinase activity. The record is from RefSeq and is a predicted model, not a curated record. The coding region runs from base 81 to 1616 and encodes 511 amino acids. Lineage: Eukaryota; Metazoa; Arthropoda; Insecta; Coleoptera; Coccinellidae. The transcript has a single exon.